Messenger RNA from Eutrema salsugineum, 1017 nucleotides. Its product is annotated as agamous-like MADS-box protein AGL80. Gene Ontology annotation, biological process: positive regulation of transcription by RNA polymerase II. The coding region runs from base 1 to 1017 and encodes 338 amino acids. The transcript has a single exon. Gene Ontology annotation, molecular function: DNA-binding transcription factor activity, RNA polymerase II-specific; RNA polymerase II cis-regulatory region sequence-specific DNA binding; protein dimerization activity. NCBI's taxonomy places the organism in Eukaryota, Viridiplantae, Streptophyta, Magnoliopsida, Brassicales, Brassicaceae. The record is from RefSeq and is a predicted model, not a curated record.
AUGACGAGGAAGAAGGUGAAGCUUGCUUUCAUUGAAAAUAACUCGUCCAGGAAAGCAACCUUUCAAAAAAGAAAGAAAGGCAUUCUGAAGAAAGUGAAGGAAAUCUCGACUCUAUGUGGUGUCACUGCCUGUGCCAUCAUCUACAGUCCCUAUACGUCCAAUCCAGAUGUCUGGCCAUCGAUUUCUGGUGUGCGAAGGGUAGUUUCGGAUUUCCAGACGUUGCCGGAGAUGGACCAACAAAAAAAAAUGGUGGACCAAGAGACCUUUCUCAGACAGAGGAUCGCCAAAUUGUCUGAGAAUCUGAGGAGGCUGGAGAAGGAUAACAGGGAGCAAGAGAUGAUUGAAGUCAUGUUCCAAUGUUGGGAUGGAAGCCUGGAGAGGUUUCAUCUCAAUAUUUUGGAUCUCAAUGACUUAGGUUAUGUGAUUGGACAAUAUCAAAAAGAUAUAAAUCGCAAGAUCGAGAUUUUGGAGAGUUCUAGUAUGGAGAUGGGUGAAUCUUCUAAUACUGCUGUCACUGCGGCUAUGGCUCAUUCUUUUGAAGGCAUUGGAUAUUUGGCAGUUGCUUCGGCUACAACUGCUCCAGCCGCUCCAGCCGCUACGAUUCAUGAGGUUUAUUCUUCCUCCACAUCCGCUGCUGCCGCAACUUUUUUUAACUCUAUUCAGCAACAGCAACAUCAUCAUCAACAUCAACAAUUUCGUCAUCCUGCCACUCCACAUGUUGGAUUCUAUGAGCAAACUCGAAAUAUGAACCUGAAUCAAAUUCAUAGUCGGAUCCAGAGUCGGAUCCAGCAACAACCUUUUAUGGAGAUGAUGAACCAUCCUGACCAAAUGAGUGAUGCAUAUGAGUAUAUGGAUAACCGCCACAACCCCAACCUCCACAACUCCUUCCACCACCACCAGCACCAGCAACAACAGCAAAUCCCCAGUGAUUCCUCUACUGCUCUGACCACAGUCAACUCAAGCAGUAUCAUCCAUGUUACCAGUCCAAAUCCUACCAAUAAUACAUGGUUCCAUUAG